Messenger RNA from Homalodisca vitripennis (glassy-winged sharpshooter), 2163 nucleotides. RefSeq lists its product as uncharacterized. The record is from RefSeq and is a predicted model, not a curated record. The transcript has 2 exons. The coding region runs from base 37 to 2121 and encodes 694 amino acids. Lineage: Eukaryota; Metazoa; Arthropoda; Insecta; Hemiptera; Cicadellidae.
UCUCUCGACACGAUCUACCUCCUCUACAUUACUCCUAUGUGUUUUUUGCACACAUUUACUUCUCUGUUCACUAUCCCAUCUCACAUUCUCCUGUAUUGUUUUAUCUUUUGUUAUACCUUGUUCACUCUUUAUGUGCCCUGUUGUGUGAGCUACUCUUGUGGUGGUACUCACUUCUCUGUUCACUAUCCCAUCUCACAUUCUCCUGUAUUGUUUUAUCUAUUUUGUUAUACCUUGUUCACUCUUUAUGUGCCCUGUUGUGUGAGCUACUCUUGUGGUGGUACUCACUUCUCUGUUCACCAUCCCAUCUCACAUUCUCCUGUAUUGUUUUAUCUAUUUUGUUAUACCUUGUUCACUCUUUAUGUGCCCUGUUGUGUGAGCUACUCUUGUGGUGGUACUCACUUCUCUGUUCACCAUCCCAUCUCACAUUCUCCUGUAUUGUUUUAUCUAUUUUGUUAUACCUUGUUCACUCUUUAUGUGCCCUGUUGUGUGAGCUACUCUUGUGGUGGUACUCACUUCUCUGUUCACCAUCCCAUCUCACAUUCUCCUGUAUUGUUUUAUCUAUUUUGUUAUACCUUGUUCACUCUUUAUGUGCCCUGUUGUGUGAGCUACUCUUGUGGUGGUACUCACUUCUCUGUUCACUAUCCCAUCUCACAUUCUCCUGUAUUGUUUUAUCUAUUUUGUUAUACCUUGUUCACUCUUUAUGUGCCCUGUUGUGUGAGCUACUCUUGUGGUGGUACUCACUUCUCUGUUCACCAUCCCAUCUCACAUUCUCCUGUAUUGUUUUAUCUAUUUUGUUAUACCUUGUUCACUCUUUAUGUGCCCUGUUGUGUGAGCUACUCUUGUGGUGGUACUCACUUCUCUGUUCACCAUCCCAUCUCACAUUCUCCUGUAUUGUUUUAUCUAUUUUGUUAUACCUUGUUCACUCUUUAUGUGCCCUGUUGUGUGAGCUACUCUUGUGGUGGUACUCACUUCUCUGUUCACCAUCCCAUCUCACAUUCUCCUGUAUUGUUUUAUCUAUUUUGUUAUACCUUGUUCACUCUUUAUGUGCCCUGUUGUGUGAGCUACUCUUGUGGUGGUACUCACUUCUCUGUUCACCAUCCCAUCUCACAUUCUCCUGUAUUGUUUUAUCUAUUUUGUUAUACCUUGUUCACUCUUUAUGUGUCCUGUUGUGUGAGCUACUCUUGUGGUGGUACUCACUUCUCUGUUCACCAUCCCAUCUCACAUUCUCCUGUAUUGUUUUAUCUAUUUUGUUAUACCUUGUUCACUCUUUAUGUGCCCUGUUGUGUGAGCUACUCUUGUGGUGGUACUCACUUCUCUGUUCACCAUCCCAUCUCACAUUCUCCUGUAUUGUUUUAUCUAUUUUGUUAUACCUUGUUCACUCUUUAUGUGCCCUGUUGUGUGAGCUACUCUUGUGGUGGUACUCACUUCUCUGUUCACCAUCCCAUCUCACAUUCUCCUGUAUUGUUUUAUCUAUUUUGUUAUACCUUGUUCACUCUUUAUGUGCCCUGUUGUGUGAGCUACUCUUGUGGUGGUACUCACUUCUCUGUUCACCAUCCCAUCUCACAUUCUCCUGUAUUGUUUUAUCUAUUUUGUUAUACCUUGUUCACUCUUUAUGUGUCCUGUUGUGUGAGCUACUCUUGUGGUGGUACUCACUUCUCUGUUCACCAUCCCAUCUCACAUUCUCCUGUAUUGUUUUAUCUAUUUUGUUAUACCUUGUUCACUCUUUAUGUGCCCUGUUGUGUGAGCUACUCUUGUGGUGGUACUCACUUCUCUGUUCACCAUCCCAUCUCACAUUCUCCUGUAUUGUUUUAUCUAUUUUGUUAUACCUUGUUCACUCUUUAUGUGCCCUGUUGUGUGAGCUACUCUUGUGGUGGUACUCACUUCUCUGUUCACCAUCCCAUCUCACAUUCUCCUGUAUUGUUUUAUCUAUUUUGUUAUACCUUGUUCACUCUUUAUGUGUCCUGUUGUGUGAGCUACUCUUGUGGUGGUACUCACUUCUCUGUUCACCAUCCCAUCUCACAUUCUCCUGUAUUGUUUUAUCUAUUUUGUUAUACCUUGUUCACUCUUUAUGUGCCCUGUUGUGUGAGCUACUCUUGUGGUGGUACUCACUUCUCUUGGUAAGUGACUUCUUUGCCACGUUCCAUUAUCCUACCCUCACAUUGU